Molecule: messenger RNA, 5196 nt
Organism: Zeugodacus cucurbitae (melon fly)
Lineage: Eukaryota; Metazoa; Arthropoda; Insecta; Diptera; Tephritidae
Exons: 4
Coding region: 2599-3069 (156 amino acids)
Source: RefSeq, a predicted model, not a curated record
CAAGCCUUAAAAAAGUUUAUGAUAAUAAAUGUUUGAUAUUUUUCAAUACAAUACUAAACUUUUUGAGCUGCCAACCAUCCCAAAGCCAUCCGCGCCUUCAUUGCGAUCAAUGAUUGAUGAAGUAUCAGCGGCUAUCGCUGGGCAAUGAGAAACAAAUAACAAACGCGAUAAUUAUACAUAUCGUAAUGACAAAGGUCGAUCCUGCCACCCGAUCCAAAUGGGAAGAACAGCUGGACUACGACAAGCUGCCACUGUGGAUGGAAUGCGAAGCCACCCUCAAUCGAAGAUACCAGCAGCUAUCAGCGGAAGGAGCAUCACACUCAAGGACGAAGCCCAUACCAACAGGCAGUACGAGUCAUGGGAAGCAACAACAAACGUACAGGACCAAAUCGGCGCUAGUUGCAGCAAAUACGAGGCAGCCCCUUUGUCAGCAAUGCAAAUCUAAGGAUAGACUGCCUGCCCCACUUUCAAGGCGCUUCCGGUGCAGCAAAGGUUCGAGCUCGUGAAAUCGGUGCCCUUAUGCAUAAAUUGCUUGCGUAAGGGCCACACUGUCUCCAAGUGCAGAGCGGAUCGAUGUCGUAUGUGCAAUCGAUCGUAUCACACAUUGUUGCACCAGUAUCCAGUUUCCUUCCCCGCUGCACCACAUCCGCAACCAUCAAUCACACAUGCCAUUCAUACAACAAGCAUGCCGGACCGGGUCAUGUUGGCAACAGCAGUAAUCCAAUUGAGGACCAGUUGCGGCGAGUACCUGCCUGCGAGAACGUUACUGGACUCAGGGUCCGAGGUCAACUUCAUGACGGAGAACUUAGCGCAGAAGUUGCGGAUUCGACGCCAACACAAAACGUUAAGCGUAAUUGGAAUCGGCAAUUCCAAUACGAAAGUGGGGGCAAAAUUAAGCGCGUUUGUUAAGUCCCGGGUAAAUAAUUACGAAUUUUCGGCGGAAUUCUGGAUAAUGCGUAGCAUUUCGGCUAAUCAUCCAGACCAUGACAUCAAUGUUAAUGGCUGGAAAAUACCGCACAAUAUUGAAUUGGCGGAUCCAGAAUUCCACAUAUGAAAUAAAGUUGACAUCCUAUUGGGUGCAGAAACAUUUUUCGAGCUUUUAGCUGUUAGCCCAAUUAAAAAUGGUCCUAAUCAACCAACAUUACAAAUUUUAGGGUGGAUUGUAUCUGGGAAAUACGUCAGCAAUUUAAGUUCUCCUCCCAAAAUACAUAGCACAUUAUGCCAAGCUGAAGAAGACUUAACGUCAAUAGAUUCCGUAGUCCAAAAAUUUUGGGCUUUAGAAGAAUUACCUUAAGAAUCAAAUGGCAAUAGAUUUACACCAGAGCAACAAGAGUGUAAAAAUUUUUUCGUUAAUACAACUCAAGUAUUACCUUCAGGACGGCUUCAAGUCAGAAUGCCCUUUAAAGCUGACCGUAAGUUACUCGGUCACCCAUUUGAAACCGCAGUUCGGCGGUUUCAGGCCCUGGAGAGAAAAACAUUAAAAUAUCCAGAACUUCGUAGAAUGUAUCUGGGCUUUAUGAAUGAAUAUAGAGCACUGGGACACAUGAGCUCAACGAACAAUAAGAUACCUAGUGAGCCACACUACUUCAUUCCGCAUCAAUGCGUUUUAAGGCCCGAAUGCACUACAACCAAAUUACGUGUUGUCUUUGACGCUUCGAGCCGAUCUUCAUCUCAAGUAGCAUUGAAUGAACUUUUGAUGGUAGGUCCAACCAUCCAAGAAGUGUUAUACUCAACUUUUCUACGCUUUCGCUUACAUAAGUAUGCACUAACAGCGGACAUUACUAAAAUGUACCGACAAAUUAUUAUGCAUGAAGAAGACAGGAAUUGUCAACUCAUAGUGUGGAGAGAGCAUCCUUCAGAGCAAAUACAAAUUUUUCGAGUUUACACCGUAACUUACGGCACAGCGCCUGCUCCAUUUCUCGCAACACGGUGUUUGCAAAUGCUCAGUGAUGCCAAUACAAUUAAAUAUCCACUCGGUUAAUUGACCAUUAAAAGAGACUUUUAUGUUGAUGAUUUAUUAACAGGAUCCGAAAAUUUUGAGUCUCUAGUCUUUUAAGUGAGGUAAUUAAAAUAUUACACUCGGCCGGAUUCAACCUAAAUUUUUCGACAGUGAUUACACUGAAAAGUCAUUAAACUUCAAUGACAACAGUUCCAUUAAAACGUUAGGAAUCCAUUUGUUGCCGAAAGAGGAUUUGUUUCGAUUUGUCUUAGAUGACAAUUUUAAUGAUCUUCGAGCCACUAAACGAAACAUAUUAUCAGUUUCUGCUCGCCUUUUUGAUCCUCUUGGAUUACUAGCCCCUCUAGUUACCAAAGCAAAAAUCUUAUUGCAAGAGCUUUGGAUUCAAAAACUAGAUUGGGAUGAGUCGAUUCCAUUGCGCUUUGACACUAACUGGCAGAACUUCAAAGCCAACCUACUGCAGCUCUCAUCAAAGGCCACAAACUGGCCUUACUUCCGAAGGAGAUUGAAGGAAAGUAUUCCUAUCAAGGUUGCCGGUGUUGCGUCAAGCGACAUACAUUUACAUCUUUUUAAACCUAAUACUAUGUUUACAUAUAACGAGAUUAUCUCCAUUUACGAGCUUAACUCGAUAAUCUGUAAUUAUGAAACGAGAUUUCGCAUACAAAAUUUCUCUCUUGAUAAUCCGAGAUUUUAAAAUUAUUUCGUUUUAUACAACUAGAUUUUCGGUGUUAUUCCUAUUUUUAUCGAUAAUUUUUGAGAAAAAGAAGAGAAAUGUUAACCAAAAUGGCCGACAGUGUGGAAAAGAGGAUCUCCUCUAUCCAAUCAUACACAUUUUAUCCGCGAAAUCGUGGGAUGCUAUUCUAAAGUUUUCCCAAAUACACAAUUUAACAAAUAAAUACAGAGAUGAGAAGAAAAUUGUUGGUCCCUCUGGUGGCAGCCCUUCGACUUGGGAAUAUUAUACGAAAAUUUAUAGCAUUCUCGGCAGCUAUAAAAGUUGCAAUUUAGAAACAUUUGUGGAAGAGAGCGCAGUUUACGAAGUUGUGGAGUGUGCGCUCUCCCCAAAUAACUCUUCUAUAGAUUCGCAAGAAGAAUUUCCGCCUUCAGUCGAGUAACCUGUAAAGAAAAAGAAAAAGACAAAUGCAUCAGUUAACAUUCAAUAUGAGUUUUUUGAUGUAUUCCAGACUUCGAAUACCAAAAUACAGGCUGAAAUUGAAGCAAUUAAGGAGGAUGGCAGGGAGGCCAUACAAAUUGAAAGAGAAAGAAAUUCCAUCCUGGAAAAAUUUCUGGAAGUUUUUAAAAAACGCAUAUAACUUCGUAGCUGUGUCAAUUUUUUUCUUUCUAGUCCAGGAGAAGUUCAACAUCUUUCUGUUUAAUGUAAUGUUUUAAAUGCUUAAUUGUUCUGCUCAUGUAUUAUUUAGUUUGUGAAUUGAAUUACUUUUGUUUUGUUAAUGUUAAUUUGUUAAUUAACUUUUUGUCUUUUGUUUCGUUAUAGUGUAUCAAUAUGUGAUAUAAAAAUGAACUGAUUGAAUAUGAAAUAUUGAAUAUAUAUAUAGUAAUAUUGAAUAUGAACUGAAAAUAAAUACAACUUACGUAGAAAGUUACGUCAAUAGCUCAUUGAUUUUCUGAUGUUUUCAGCAUUAGGGUCGUCGGCUCCAGAAAUGAAUAAUGGAUCUGGUUGCUCUCGUGGACGUGCGAUUUCGAAAUUAUUUUGCACUUCCAACCAUUUCGUGUUUAUGUUGUCAUUCAUUUCAUUUACAAAAUUGUGCAAGACGCAAGAACAUUUUAUUAUUGAUAUUGCAUUUUUAAUAUCGUUGUCAAUUCCUUUCCCUAUCCUUCUAAAUCCUGCUUUUAGGUGACCAAAUGCGUUUUCCACAACCCUUCGAGAUUUAGAUAAGUGGUAAUUAAAAAUAUUCUCGUAAUCCUCGUAAUCCGGAGAAAAGCGAAAUGCUGAGUCCCCAAGAACUACAAUUGGGACAUUAGUUUCACCAAUUUUUUUCGCAUUCUCUUUAAGCAGAGGGUUUUGCAAAAUUCUUUUCAAGUUGGAUUUUUCAAAUAUUUGAGAAUCAUUACAACGACCAGGUGCUCCAACGUUAAUGUACAUAAAUCUAUAUCUGAAAAGAGUUUAAGUAUUAUCUAAAAUAUGUAUGUUGUUAACUUACCUGUUGUCUACGAGGGCUAGUAAAACCAUUGAGUACCAUCCAUUGUAGUUGAAAUAGUCAACAGCAUCAGAUGCGGAGGGCCUAAUCUCAAUAUGGCAUCCAUCUGAAAUAAAUUGUAUUUGCAUGUUAUGGGUAAAAUAUUUGAAAUUCACAAGCUUACCUACUGCACCCAGACAUUGUGGAAAUCCAAUCUUUGUAAACCCUUCAACGCACUCCGUAAUUUUUUCUUGCGUGAGAAAUGAGCUGGUUAAAUAUUUAAAAAAUCUUUAAAAAUACAACAUACAGACGCUUUGGAAACCCCGAAUAGUCUCCCAAUUGUUCUAUAUUCAGCAGAAGAACCAAGGGUGUACAAAGCGAUAGCUAUUUUUUUCUUAUGGAAUACAUUCCCUGUAUGUAGUAUUACGUUUGCCAAUGUGUGAUAGCUCAUUACAUAAAAUUGAGAAUGAUUCCCGACUCAUCCUGAAGCUCUCCUUGAAGAAUUUGUCACUAUUGUAAGCAACGUCGAGCUCCCAAAAAUUACCGUACCUUUCCUACAAAACAACGACAAGCGGAUAACUUGUGGGAAUUUUAUAAAAAGUCAUGCAAUUACUUACGUGUUUCCACAAACGUUUUGGUCUAAUGUUAUUCAUUACAAAAAGUAAUAACGCAUUUCGCUUGUGUAUUUCUGUUAAUAUUUUAAUCAAUCUGAGUUGUCAUCUUUUCCGUACUUCUGCCAACUUCUUACUACUGGCAGCAAUCUGCGCAAUAAAAUACAUAAUUGCGUUCCUUUGUUUCUCUUCCAUAUCUUUAAUAUUUCUUAUUUUAUCCUUUUUUGAGGGUUUCAACGUAAUUAUAAACAUUUAUUCGUUCCGGAGUAAAAAUUUUGGUUCAUAACAAUUUAUUUUCAUCAAGAAGAAAACAAAUACAACAAAUUUGACAUUUGAUAAUCUCCUUUGGCCUAUGUAAACGGUUAGAUUAUUAAACGAGCUUAUAACGAGAUAAUUUUCAUAUGUAAACAUACUAUAAAACUAAAUAAAUAAUAAAUAAGAAAAUGAAUUGUAAAAUAAAUAUUAAAAAUUGAAUUAUUAAACAUAUAAAAUA